CUCUAUUAUAGCCUCACCAACUGGGAAACUAACUCACCUGCAAUAUCGCCUACCAAAAUAACUCUCUGCGACUUUGACUACUCUACUGCCAUCUGUCAUGGAAACCCAGCAAAGAUCCGCACGCCACUCACUUUGCCACACCUGCCGGAGAACGGAGAGCUGCAGGAUGAAGGCCAAGAAGAUGUGCUCGACCAGCCGUGCGCUGCUCUUCGCGCUGGCUCUCACGCUCUACGUUGUGGAAAUGGCCUCGGCAGAGACGUUGUGUGGGGGAGAACUGGUGGAUGCCCUGCAGUUUGUGUGCGAAGACAGAGGCUUCUAUUUCAGUAGGCCAACCAGCAGGGGUAACAACCGGCGCACCCAGAACCGUGGGAUUGUAGAGGAGUGUUGUUUCCGUAGCUGUGACCUCAACCUGCUGGAGCAAUACUGUGCCAAACCCGCAAAGUCCGAGAGGGACGUGUCGUCCUCUUCUAUACAGGGGAUACCAGUCAUGCCCGCACUAAAGCCGGAAGGCCCAAGGAAGCCGCAUGUGACCGUGAAGUAUUCCAAAUACGAGGUGUGGCAGAGGAAGGCGGCCCAGCGGCUCCGGAGGGGCGUCCCUGCCAUCCUGAGGGCCAAAAAGUUUCGGAGGCAGGCGGAGAAGAUUAAAGCCCAGGAGCAGGCCAUCUUCCACCGGCCCCUGAUCAGCCUUCCCAGCAAAUUGCCGCCCGUGUUCCACACCACGGACAACUUUGUCAACCACAAGUGAGCCCGCUGCCAGCCCUUUGCACAGACAAGAGUUUGAAGGUGACAAAAAAAAAAAAGACUAGGGGAUUAUAGCUUUGUCUCUGACGUCAUUUCUGUGGCAGUCCUCUUUGACCUCCCCUGCCCUGUCCGGGCCCACCGGUCCCUCCCCCCUGCUCUUGUCCACUACGUCUUGAACCUCUGGCCCUUUCCUAAUGCCCCCCCCCCACACCCCCCAAUCCCUUCCACCUAAACCUCACCCACCCUCCUCUGGCAUACAAACAUGCCUUCACAUUCUUCCUGUCCUCUUUUGCUCCCCUCCUCUUUCAGUCACCAAUACAAAAGGAACAAACACAAGAGUUGAACAGAACUCUAACAAUUCAGCUGAAUGCAAUUCAGGUGGAUCCCCGAGCAAAAAGGGAAAAAAAGCCAAGGGGAGGGAGAAGGAAGAUGAAAGAGAUCUAUGUUUGCAAGUGUCAAGAGGACACCUAGCAGAAUGUUUUUUUUUUUUUCCUUUUACUAUCCUGGUGGAAGACAACCGAAAGUGAAGAACAACUUGCAUGAAAGAAUCCAUUCCACAUCAUUUUUUAAUUUUUCCUGAGGCAAAAGAAAACCUCUCUUAGUUUUUUUUUUUUCUCUUUUAGUUUGCACCUCUACCUAUAAAGGGACUUCCACACUGUAAGGAAUUAUUUUGCAAAAUUAGAUUCCUGUUCCAGCACCUUUUUUGAUCACAAACAAAAAGCAGAAAAGAGUCUGCAGAAUUGCACAUUGCCACGGAUUACGUCAAAGUAAAGAAAAAAAAAAGGCACUAUUUUUUUAUGAACAAUGAACGUGUAGCUUAAAAAAUAAAUGUCAUGGUGCUAGCUUUGGGAAUGGACUCAAAGAAGAGGUUGAAAGCAUGUUUUUGUUUUCCUUUUUUUGAAUGAAUAUUAAACUUUCCGUUUUAAGGAAAGUGGGACUUUAAAAUAAAGAAAGGAAAAUAAAGGAUAUGGGGGAGCUCCUGGCAGUGGCACUGUCAAAAAGGGGGGAAAGAGUCAUUGAGGAAAAAAAAAAAUUGGGCUGUGUUGGCAUCGUGGCUCGUGGCGAGUUCUAUCGGCUGCUCAUUAUUAGUUUGUCAGCAUAAGCAGCAUGGAGAGGUGACCCGAGACCCGGUCCCUGUUUUCUCCUCUCCCUCUGAGGCUGCUGGACAACGCGGAGCGCGACCUUGGACACAAGUGGGACUCAGUGGACCCUCUGGACUAUAGCUGUGGGACAGUACUUCCUGUUUGCCAUGCCUUUGCAGACUGCUUUAACAGGAAUUGACAUGGCAUGGACAGAAAAAAAACAACAAAAAACAAAAAAAACAAAGUGGGAUGAUAAUAAUAAUGGUUAUAUUUUAUUUUGUCUUUUUUCAUAUCAAUGUUUCAUUGAAAAAAAAGGAAAACCCUGUCAGUUUCUGGUACCGUGACAUUCCUGUUUUUUCCAAGUUAGGCAUUUUUAAUUUUUUCCAGUUUGUUUUCAUGGUUAUUGUUAUUAUGUCAUUUUACAGUUUUAAAAGAAAGGCACAAAGUUUCAAUUCAAAGGGAAAAGAACAGCAAUAUUGUCAACUAACAUUUUAUUUUUAUUUUAUAUCAGUAGUAUUCACCUGCUUUUGCCUGAAAACAAAUACUUGAAAAUACAGUAUAUAUAUAUCUAUGUAUGUAUGUAUAAAUGCAUAUAAGGAUAUAUAUAGAUAUAUAUAGAAAUAUAAUUAGUUUCCAGGGAUGUUAUUUUCCUUUUAGUCUGAGCUGUAUCUUGCAUAAUGAGCCGCCAAGCUUUUUUUUUUUCCUUUUUUUUGUUUGUUUGUUGAAAUACAAAUAAGGGCACUGUAUAAAGGCAUUAUUUAUUUUGUUAUAAAAUAUAUUUGAAAAAAAUUGGUCCAAAUAAUAUACGUAGCACUGAUGCUCAACUGACAGAUUUAUUUUGUAUGAUCUCUGUUUUUCCAAUUGGAGUUGUAAGGCUUUUUUGUAGAUGCUUUGUACCAAAAAUAAUGUCAUAUUUUCUCUUUUUUUCUCAUUUUGAAGUAGUUACCAUAAAUUAAUUUUUUUUAACCGCAGCAUAUAGCCUGGAUUGAUUUAGGCAUAAUGUUUCACAGAAAUAGGCACAUAUACUCUAAAUAGGACGGUCGGCAUGGAUUUCCAGAAGCAUCGGUUUGGGAGUUUGUUUGAUUUUUUUUUUUUAUUUUUUUUUCCAAUUCAUGGUUCAAUAGAUGCUUAAUGUUGAUUGUAAAUCAAACCCACUAUGUUUUUGAAGCCACUUUAGUAUUGAUGACCAGGUGUAAUCAAAUGGGAAAUAUGUCCAGUGAUCUUGCGAGAACCAUUUUUUUUGGUUCAACUCACAUGUGACUCAGACAAGUCAUUGUACCGAUGCCCUGAUGACGUCACAGUGAUGAAAGGAACCAACGAGUGUGAACUGCAGGUCAUUGUCUGUCAAAGAGAAAAAUCUGUCUGUUUGUCUGUCUGUCUGUCUCUCUGUGUCAUUUUCUCUAUGGCAUGCAGAAGGGGUUGGGUUACAUUCACUCCUCAUAAUCUCCCACUAAUGCAUCCAUUAUGCAUUUGAUGAAGGGCUAUCACGCUGAAGCAUUUCUGAGGCACUCAGGAUGAGAAGUGGAGUUGCUGCUGAGUUAACGUGAUAAUCUUCUUCUCGUUGCUACCCUUAUCUUUUUAAAAAUGCCGCUGAUUUCUGUUGACAAACCACUGAUGGGGGCCACAUUAGGUAAAAGAACAAACAAGGUAUAUUUGUGCCACAAUAGCGUUUUCUCCUCCUCUCCUCUUCUGGGUCACGCGGCCCGACCUGGAGCCGAGACUAAAUGGAUGCUCGCUAUAAAGUACUGUGGCGUAGAGUGGAGAAAACACUUUACGUCUUAUUUCUGUUUGAGAUAUCUGAGUGUCUGAUUAUAUUCUACUUCAGUUGUGCAACAAAAGCAGGCAGUGCAAUUAUAAUAAAUGUUAUAUUAUUAUUAUUAUAUUUUAUAUUUUUCCUGCUAGGACUGCAUUCAUUCACUAUUGUAAUGUUCAAACAGGCUACUUUAGUGUUGUUAUGAAUGGCGUGAAAGACAACCACUUCUUCUUUUCGCUGAACAUGAAGAGAUGACUCGCAGAGCGAAGGCAACAUUUUCUGUGUCAGUAGCUCACUCAAGCCUGUGUAUUUUAUUGAUUUAAUCUCUGCACGCUAGAUCGUCCGAAAUGCACAAUUCAUGUACUUUCAUUUUUAAUAUCAAUAAAAAAAACAUUUUAUCAAACAUA
Messenger RNA from Fundulus heteroclitus (mummichog), 3983 nucleotides. It is a transcript of the gene igf2b, whose product is annotated as insulin-like growth factor 2b. NCBI's taxonomy places the organism in Eukaryota, Metazoa, Chordata, Actinopteri, Cyprinodontiformes, Fundulidae. The record is from RefSeq and is a predicted model, not a curated record. The coding region runs from base 98 to 745 and encodes 215 amino acids. Gene Ontology annotation, molecular function: growth factor activity; hormone activity. The transcript is spliced from 4 exons. Gene Ontology annotation, cellular component: extracellular region.